UGCAAAUUUUUCUUUCUCUUCUCCUCAAUCCUCCGCUCCUCCUGCGGCUUCCCUUCCACCUUCUCACCAACGCCACCCACACUGCGAGCUCGCUGCGGACUACAUUCCAGCAGCAGCACGCGUCCGUCUCACGACCUACAAUCCCAUCCUUCCCGACCGGCACGAUGCCCGCCACUCCAGCCCACUCCUCCGGCAGCAUGGAGUCUGCAUACUCGCCACCCUCCAGCACUUCAUCCCAGUCCCCUACCCGAUACACCUACGACAGUCCCACCCGCCAGAUAUAUGCGGAGACCAAUCGACGCCGUCGCCGCUCGAACCAGCGUGCCCUGGAAAUGAUUGACAGCCCGUCCCGACAACUCAUCCACGAAUUCGGCCAGAUGCUCCUCCACAAGGAGGCCAAUCACAAUAUGCGCCUCGACGUUGCUUCUGCCAACUAUGCCAAGUCACAAGAAGAAGUUCUGGCCGCUGCCGCGGAUGAGCAUGCUCGUAUUCUCAAAUAUGCAGAGGCCGAACUCCGGAUCGAGCUCAUGGAGCUAGAGAGACAACGAAUUGCCGCAGAGAUUGAGCAAUCCCGUCGCGACGAGGCAAAGCGAAUCGAACUUCUACGCAUCAAGCGCCAGGAGGAGGACGAAGCAUAUGAGAAGAAACGAAGGGAGGCUGCCGAACAGGCAGAACGAGAGCUACGCGAGAAGAAGCAGAAGGAGGAUGAAGAGAAGGAAGCCCGGCGCAAAGCCGAAAUCGAAGCUGAGCAGAAGAGACAAGCCGCCCAAGCCGAAGCCGAAGCCGAUAGACAAGCUAAGGCUGCAGCAGAUGCAGAAGCCGCAGAGAAAGCUAGGCAGGCUACUCUACAGGCCCAGCAAGCCCAACAGUCCUUCCAACCGCCGACUGCAGCCCAAUCUUCUGCAACUCCGCAGCAUCCACAGCUGUCUCCGUCCACUCUGACUGCAACUCUCCUGGAGCGCAAGACUGCGGAACUUGCUGCUCGUGAAGCCGAACAUAAGCGCUAUCUUGAUCUUCACAAGGCACUGAAGACGUUCAGGGAGGACGUGGAGGCUCAUCACAAGAGGCAAUCCACAGACCGCGAUGCUCUAGGCAAUAUCCGACGACGAGUGACAGCCGAGAUGGGCAAGGUCAGCGCCAACAAGCAAUCCAACGCGAAAGCUGCCGCUUCAGUUCGUGGAAUUCUCCGAGACGGAGUCUCAUCCAAAUUCUCCUAUAUGUCAACGGUUGAUAUACGCAAAUACAUUGUCCAACCUAUUCCGGCGAUUUCCCAGGACUCAGAAGCACAAUAUCCCACAAUGCUCUUAUAUCUACUCAACAUCUUCGCCAAGCGCAUUGUGGCCCAGUUCAUUUCAGAGGGAAUCAAGGACUUCAAUCCCAUCGACCCGAUUGGACUCAUGGCCGUUUCCAUCUUCUCAGAUGACGAGUUCAAAUGGAAGGGCGUCUCCAUGUUCGAUCUGAUGCUUGCUAAGCUGCAUGCACAAUGCCCUGUCCUCUACGGAAUCUACGGCCGUGAGAACACCGAGCGGGGCCGAGAACGCCUUGGUUGGCACCGCGAGGGAGGCGAAUGGGACGACACGACUGUUCACAUGGAUAAGAUGCUAGCUCUUGGUGCCGGAUUUGCCUCUAUGACUCUACGUCAAUUCAACAAGAAAAUUCCCCCGAUCCAGGCGAAUGAGUUCUGGCGCGCUUUGGAGUGCAUCGUCAAUGUCUCGUCGGAAGAAGUUACUGCCAGCCACUACUACGCUCUGCAGGGUAUGCUAAAGGGCUUUGUGGAGAAGUUCCUGGUUCAGUUUGGGCCAGAGGCGGUAGUAGCCCUGAAAAUGGCAGUGAUCGAUUUCCCGAAGAGGGUCACCGACAAGACGCCCAACGCGGAGUCAGUACGCACUGCAGCUCGCACUGUCGACGUUCUCGCAGCAGUCUGGAAGCGUGAUCUCGGCUUGACGUUGACAUGAUCUGGCGCCGGCGCUUUGGAUAACAAGCUAGCAUUUGGUGGAGUUUACAGAGUACGAUCACCAGCGUCACCCAGGCGGCCAUGUUGUAUGUCACGGCGGUUUUGAUAACUACUUUAGCGAUAUCAAUUCAGUACUCACAUACCGAGUACAAAAGUUCACGACGUAGCAUGAGAUACAAAUGAUAAAAAAAAAUGCAUAUACUUAC
Molecule: messenger RNA, 2160 nt
Organism: Mytilinidion resinicola
Lineage: Eukaryota; Fungi; Ascomycota; Dothideomycetes; Mytilinidiales; Mytilinidiaceae
Product: GLE1-domain-containing protein
Exons: 2
Coding region: 165-1955 (596 amino acids)
Biological process (GO): regulation of translational initiation; regulation of translational termination; poly(A)+ mRNA export from nucleus
Cellular component (GO): cytoplasm; nuclear pore; nuclear pore cytoplasmic filaments
Molecular function (GO): translation initiation factor binding; inositol hexakisphosphate binding; phospholipid binding
Source: RefSeq, a predicted model, not a curated record